GGCCGCGCCGCUGGGUUUCCGCCAUUGUGGGGAGCGGGAGGGCGCGGGAAGCGGCGGCGAGGGCGCGCGACAAACGGAAGUCGGAGCCGAGCCGAGUCAGUGUGCGAGUGAGAGGAGCCGCGCGCAACGAAACCCCGGGACACGGACGCCCCGCACCGCCCGCACCGCACCGCCUCACACUCCGGGUUCAUGAAGAAUGUCUGCCAGCAGCGUCCUGGAGCAGAGACCGAAAGGGCAAAGCAGUAAAGUACAAAAUGGAGCAGUUCAUCAGAAGGAUACUCUGAACGAUGAUGAUUUUGAGCCCUAUUUGAGUACUCCUACCCGGCAGAACAAUACCUACACUGCCAUGUCUGACUCCUACAUGCCAAGUUACUAUAGCCCGUCUAUCGGCUUCCAGUAUUCGUUAAGUGAGGCUGCCUGGUCCACAGGUGGGGAUCCACCCAUGCCCUAUCUGACAUCCUACGGACAGCUGAGCAAUGGGGAGCAUCACUUCCUGCCUGACGCAAUGUUUGGCCAGCCAGGGACUUUGGGGAACACUCCUUUCCUGAGCCAACAUGGGUUUAACUUCUUUCCAAGUGGCAUGGACUUCUCAGCCUGGGGAGCCAGCAGUUCUCAGGGUCAGUCCACCCAAAACUCGGCCUACAGCCCCAGCAGCUAUGCGUACCCUCCCAGCUCCCUGGGUGGAGCUAUGAUAGACGGACAUUCAGCUUUUGCCAAUGAGACGCUGAAUAAGGCACCAGGCAUGAAUAGCAUUGACCAGGGUAUGGCUGGACUGAAGAUCAGCGGUGGCGAGGUGGCUAGUAAUGUCUCUAAGAUGGUUGGUUCUGCUGUGGGCAGUAGCCCUAUAUCCACCAUUACAAAUAAUGUCAUGCCUUCCAAUCCCAUGCCACCAGUCACCAUUGCACCCCCAAAACCAACCUCCUGGGCAGAUAUUGCAAGUAAACCAGCAAAACCCCAACCCAAGAAGGCAAAAGGUGGGACUUGUGGGUCCUCCCUUCCACCACCUCCGAUUAAGCAUAACAUGGAUAUCGGGACUUGGGAUAACAAGGGCACUGGAGCUAAGGCGGCUCCUCAACCUCACGCUCCAGCUGUUAGCCAGCAGGCUGCCCAGGGUCCCGUGCAACCGAUGAAUCAGCAGGUGGUGCACAUGCAGCCGCAACAGGUGGUUUCAGGGCAGCAGCAGGUAACACUGCAGGCUGUCCCGCAGCAGACCCCACCCAACCGCUGGGUGGCCCCACGGAACCGCGCGGGCGGGUUUGGUCAGAACGGAGUGGACACUGGCGGCAUGGGGCUGGGGCACGGCAAUUCGAAUGUGGCUCCAGCCGAGGCACACCCCGUGCUGGAGAAACUGCGCUCCGUUAACAACUACAAUCCGAAGGAGUUUGACUGGAAUCCUAAGCACGGGCGGGUUUUCAUCAUCAAGAGCUACUCUGAGGAUGACAUCCACCGCUCCAUUAAAUAUUCCAUUUGGUGCAGCACCGAGCAUGGCAACAAGCGUCUGGACAGCGCCUACCGCACCAUGAAUGGCAAAGGGCCGGUUUACCUCUUGUUCAGUGUCAACGGGAGCGGCCACUUCUGUGGCGUGGCCGAGAUGAAGUCGACUGUGGACUACAGCACUUGCGCUGGGGUGUGGUCUCAGGACAAGUGGAAGGGACGAUUCGAUGUGAGGUGGAUAUUUGUCAAGGAUGUGCCCAACAGUCAGCUGCGGCACAUCCGCUUGGAGAACAAUGAGAAUAAGCCAGUGACCAACUCCCGAGACACUCAGGAGGUGCCCUUGGAAAAAGCCAAGCAGGUCCUGAAAAUUAUUGCCAGUUACAAGCAUACCACCUCCAUCUUUGAUGACUUUUCUCAUUACGAAAAACGCCAGGAGGAAGAGGAGAGCGUUAAAAAGGAACGCCAGGGUCGUGGCAAGUAACGGUGCACUCUCUGCAAAUGUUGUGAACAUCGAUCUAAAUGUCAUGUCCUGAUUUUUUUUCUUCAACAAAUUGAGUGAUAAUGAAGACCCGCCCCCCCCCCUCCUCACCCCCUCUUUCGUUUCAGUGGAUUCUCCGACUAUUUCAGACUUGUAGAUGUCAAAUUUAAACCUCUCUAUAGGACUAUGUAACAAUAGCAAAGCUAGGUGGAAAAAAAAUUUAAAAUCUUUUCUCAACAAUCGGUUGUGGCUUCAACACGAUUUAACUCGUGUUUCCUCGUUUUGAUUUUUUUUAUUUAAGAAAAAAAUCAAUUUGAUUUUUAUGGUCCGAACGCACCAGGCUUUUCCUUGAAGGAACGGACCCAGCAAGUAUCGGAAGGAUGGCCCCAAAUGCCCAGCUCCUGCACGAAUCCGGUCUCCCAACAUUGGCUUAUUUUAUAGAGCCUCUCUUUUGUGGGAAUGCCUUCCCUUCCCCCGAAGACGCUGGUUCUUUUGUUUGCAAGUGCUCACGGAGUAACUGUUACCUUUCUGUGGUCCCUUUCUUUGUUUGGCUUGUUUGUUGGUAGUGGGGGGCUGGGGGGGAUUGGUGGCUGUUCAGAAACGUAUGCGAGCAAGUUAUUUUUUAAAUUGCCUCAAUUAAGUUUAAUCCGCCUAAUUAAAAAAGGACAAGAAAUACUAUAAGGAACUUUUGGACAUUGAACUUUAAGAAAAACUGCUUUGGACCUUUUUUUUCCAGCUCUCGUCAACAAUGAUAUGAUGGGAUUCUACCCUUUCUUCAUUAUUAAUGACUUAUCGGUAAUAAAUGUGAUAUCCUGUUCAGCAGCAA
Molecule: messenger RNA, 2738 nt
Organism: Callorhinchus milii (elephant shark)
Lineage: Eukaryota; Metazoa; Chordata; Chondrichthyes; Chimaeriformes; Callorhinchidae
Gene: ythdf2
Product: YTH N(6)-methyladenosine RNA binding protein 2
Exons: 5
Coding region: 197-1915 (572 amino acids)
Biological process (GO): mRNA destabilization
Cellular component (GO): cytoplasm
Molecular function (GO): N6-methyladenosine-containing RNA reader activity; mRNA binding
Source: RefSeq, a predicted model, not a curated record